UCCGGGGGGAGCGCGCUCUGGAGUGCAACCAGAGCUCAGCCACAGCUCCGGCCGCUCCCCUGCAGCGGGGGGGGGGGGGGAAGCCUCCGGCUCCGGUGGCCGCUGUUAGUACCUGGGAGUCACGUGGGCUCUUCCCUGGCUAGGCGAAGGGCGAAGUUAGGGCUGGAGGGCAGCUGCCGCAGAGGUGGGUUCCCCUCCCCAGAGACUGGGAUGAGCCCAAGCGAGCGAACGCCCCCGCCCGGCUCCGACCUUCCGGCGGCCCGACACCUUGCGUGGAGUUGAGGAACUAGUUUGGCAAGUCCUGAGCCGGCUUGGGAAGGGAGCGGAGCGCCGCGCCAUUGGAGGGCUGGGAGAGCCCGAGCCAACCCCAGGCGGCUGGUGCGCCUCUGCCCGGGCAGUGGGGCGAGCAUGCAGGGGUAGGGCGGGAAAGCGCUGCCGGAGGAGCCAGCGGGGCCGCCGGAGCCCGCGUUGCAGCGAGAGGUGAGGAAAGUGAAGUACAGAGGUGAAGUGACUUGUCAGUGGCAAUGCCAGGAAUAAUACCCAGGUUGCUCUAUUUCCUUGGCCACACUGCUUUGAAGUUUACAAUAUUGUUGUGUUUGCAGACUGCUGGCAGAAUGCAUUCAGACAGGGAUUCAGAGACAACCUUUGAUGAGGACUCUCAGCCGAAUGAUGAGGUAAUGCCCUACAGUGAUGAUGAAACAGAAGAUGAAUUGGAGAGUCCACCUGCAGUUGAACUAGAGCAAAACCGAAUCAACAGAGAGGCUGAGGAGAGCAGAGAACCAGUUAAGAAAGAUUGCAGCUGGCAAGUUAAGGCAAAUGAUCGAAACUUCCACCAACAACCCCAGUUUAAGAAAACAACAUUUCUAUGCUUCAAGAAAAGCAAAUAUGCCGGGAAUGCAAUUAAGACCUACAAAUACAAUGCAAUUACCUUUUUACCAUUGAAUUUGCUAGAACAAUUUAAAAGAGUGGCCAACUUCUAUUUCCUGGUUCUUCUUAUUUUACAGACAAUUCCUCAGAUAACGACUUUAUCAUGGUAUACAACGCUAGUGCCUUUGCUCUUGGUGCUUGGGAUAACUGCAGUCAAAGACCUAGUGGAUGACAUCGCUCGCCAUAGAAUGGAUAAUGAAAUUAAUAACCGGACAUGUGAUGUUAUGAGGGAUGGAAGGUUCAAAACUGCAAAAUGGAAAGAUAUUCAAGUUGGAGAUGUCAUUCGUCUGAAGAAAAAUGCCUUUGUUCCUGCUGAUAUUCUGCUGCUGUCCAGCUCGGAACCUAACAGCCUUUGUUAUGUAGAGACAGCUGAACUAGAUGGUGAAACUAACUUAAAGUUCAAAAUGUCACUUGAGAUAACAGACAGAUAUCUCCAAGAAGAAAGUGCAAUGGCAGAAUUUGAUGGUUUUAUUGAAUGCGAAGAACCCAAUAAUCGACUAGAUAAGUUUACAGGAACAUUAUUCUGGAGAAGCAGGACUUAUCCAUUGGACGCUGAUAAAAUUUUGUUGCGUGGCUGUAAAAUCAGGAAUACAGACUUCUGCCAUGGAGUGGUAAUAUUUGCAGGAGGAGACACAAAAAUAAUGAAAAACAGCGGAAAGACCAGAUUUAAAAGGACUAAAAUUGACUCUCUCAUGAACUAUAUGGUUUACACGAUCUUUGUUGUAUUGAUCCUCCUGUCAGCCGGCCUUGCUAUUGGACACACUUAUUGGGAGCAGCAGAUUGGCAAUAUUUCUUGGUACCUCUAUGAUGGUGAAGACUACAGCCCUCCAUACCGUGGCUUCCUUAAUUUUUGGGGCUACAUCAUUGUUCUUAACACCAUGGUUCCCAUUUCUCUCUAUGUGAGUGUUGAAGUGAUUCGUUUGGGCCAAAGCUAUUUUAUAAACUGGGAUCUGCAAAUGUAUUACCCUGAGAAGGAUACACCUGCUAAGGCCCGAACCACCACUCUGAAUGAACAGCUUGGACAAAUCCACUACAUCUUCUCUGAUAAGACAGGAACACUUACACAGAACAUCAUGGCAUUCAAAAAAUGCUGCAUAAAUGGACAAACAUAUGGCGAAGCUAGGGAUGGGUCUGGACAACUUCAAAACCAUGAAGAGCAAGUUGAUUUUAGCUGGAACAUAUAUGCUGAUGGGAAACUCACGUUUUGUGAUCAUUAUCUGAUAGAACAAAUUAGAUGUGGAAAGGAGCCUGAAGUUCGACAAUUCUUUUUUCUGCUUGCAAUUUGCCACACAGUAAUGGUGGAUGCUUCUGAUGGACAGCUCAACUAUCAAGCAGCCUCCCCAGAUGAAGGAGCCUUGGUAACAGCAGCGAGAAACUUUGGAUUUGUUUUUCUUUCACGAACACAAAAUACCAUUACUAUAAGUGAGAUGGGAAUUGAAAGAACUUAUGAUGUUCUUGCUAUCUUGGAUUUCAACAGUGAUAGAAAACGAAUGUCUGUUAUUGUAAGAGAACCAGAUGGAAAAAUUAGACUUUACUGUAAAGGAGCUGAUACAGUAAUUUAUGAACGUUUGCAUCCAGUGAAUCGUCAGAAACAGAUUACACAGGAAGCACUAGAUAUUUUUGCAAAUGAGACCUUGAGGACAUUAUGCCUCUGCUACAAGGACAUUAGUCAUGAUGAAUAUGAAACAUGGAAUAAAAAGUUCAUGGAAGCUAGUGUAGCUGCAAGUAACCGUGAUGAAGCCCUGGAUAACGUAUAUGAAGAAAUAGAAAAAAACCUUAUUCUCUUGGGUGCUACAGCUAUUGAAGACAAACUACAGGAUGGUGUUCCAGAAACGAUUUCCAAACUUGCCAAGGCGGACAUUAAAAUCUGGGUGCUUACUGGUGACAAAAAAGAAACUGCUGAAAACAUUGGAUUUUCUUGUGAACUUUUAACAGAUGAAACUACGAUCUGCUAUGGAGAGGAUAUCAGUGCUCUUCUUCAAACAAGGUUGGAAAACCAGAAUAACAAAGCUGGAUCAGAUAUAAACUCCUCUCAAAGAACGAAUGAGCCAUUCUUUCAAUCUGGUAGAAAUCGUGCUUUAAUAAUCACUGGUUCCUGGCUGAAUGAAAUCCUUUUAGAGAAGAAGAAGAAGAAGAAGAAACUUCUAAAACUGAAAUUUCCCAGAACAGCAGAAGAGAGAGAAAAGCAAAGUCAGAGUAAAAGGAGAGCUAAUGUUAACAAAGAACAGCAACAAAGAAACUUUGUAGACUUGGCAUGCGAGUGCAGUGCAGUGAUCUGCUGCCGCGUAACUCCCAAACAGAAGGCCAUGGUGGUGGAGCUGGUGAAGAAAUAUAAGAAAGCUAUAACUUUGGCUAUUGGCGAUGGUGCCAAUGAUGUAAACAUGAUCAAAACUGCUCAUAUUGGUGUUGGAAUUAGUGGACAAGAAGGCAUGCAAGCAGUCAUGUCGAGUGACUAUUCUUUUGGACAAUUCAGAUACCUGCAAAGAUUACUAUUAGUUCAUGGCCGAUGGUCCUAUAUAAGGAUGUGCAAGUUCCUACGAUAUUUCUUCUACAAAAACUUUGCAUUUACGCUAGUACACUUCUGGUACUCAUUCUUCAAUGGUUAUUCUGCCCAGACAGCUUAUGAAGACUGGUUUAUCACGCUUUACAAUGUGGUGUAUUCCAGUCUUCCAGUUCUUCUAGUUGGCUUGCUUGACCAGGAUGUGAGUGACAAACUUAGUCUUCGGUUCCCUGGUUUGUACAUAUCUGGACAGAAAGACUUGCUUUUUAACUACAAGAAAUUCUUUAUAAGCUUAAUACAUGGAAUUAUAACAUCACUGAUUAUUUUCUUCAUACCAUACGGAGCAUAUCUUCAAACCAUGGGGCAAGAUGGAGAGGCACCUUCAGACUACCAAUCAUUUGCUGUCACUGCAGCCUCUUCUCUCAUAAUUACAGUCAAUUUUCAGAUGGGUUUGGAUACCUCUUACUGGACUUUCGUUAAUGCUUUCUCUAUAUUUGGGAGUAUUGCACUUUACUUUGGUAUCAUGUUUGACCUUCACAGUGCUGGAAUACAUGUUCUCUUCCCAUCUAGCUUUCAGUUUACAGGGACUGCUCCAAAUGCUCUAAGACAGCCAUAUCUCUGGUUGACAAUACUUUUGUCAGUUGCAAUUUGUUUGCUGCCUGUUGUUGCACUACGAUUUUUGUCAAUGACAAUUUGGCCUUCAACAAGUGAUAAAAUUCAGAAGAACCGUAAGAAAUACAAGACUGAAGAACAGUGGAAGCGAAGGCAGAGCACUUUUCGUCGAGGGAUAUCAAGCCGUCGUUCUGCUUAUGCUUUCUCACAUCAACGGGGAUAUGCUGAUCUUAUUGCUUCUGGACGUAGCAUACGUAAAAAACGAGCACCUUUAGAUGCCGUGCUACGCCACAAGGUGGCCGAAGGUAGACAAGUUGGUGAGACCAGCUGAUGAUUGUCUAAGAUUUAAGUUCUAGAAGACAGGCUUUUUAGCAAAAUGAUUGCACAAACAAUGUUAGUUUUUUUUAUGGAAGACU
Dermochelys coriacea (leatherback sea turtle) is the source of this 4455-nucleotide messenger RNA. It is a transcript of the gene ATP8B1, whose product is annotated as ATPase phospholipid transporting 8B1. Gene Ontology annotation, molecular function: magnesium ion binding; ATP hydrolysis activity; ATPase-coupled intramembrane lipid carrier activity. The record is from RefSeq and is a predicted model, not a curated record. NCBI's taxonomy places the organism in Eukaryota, Metazoa, Chordata, Testudines, Dermochelyidae. Gene Ontology annotation, cellular component: plasma membrane. Gene Ontology annotation, biological process: Golgi organization; phospholipid translocation. The transcript has 29 exons. Bases 525 to 4370 code for a protein of 1281 amino acids.